Helianthus annuus (common sunflower) is the source of this 2532-nucleotide messenger RNA. Its product is annotated as vacuolar protein sorting-associated protein 52 A. Gene Ontology annotation, molecular function: syntaxin binding. The record is from RefSeq and is a predicted model, not a curated record. The coding region runs from base 217 to 2331 and encodes 704 amino acids. NCBI's taxonomy places the organism in Eukaryota, Viridiplantae, Streptophyta, Magnoliopsida, Asterales, Asteraceae. Gene Ontology annotation, cellular component: GARP complex. The transcript is spliced from 21 exons. Gene Ontology annotation, biological process: Golgi to vacuole transport; retrograde transport, endosome to Golgi; endocytic recycling.
AGAGUAUUUUGUGUUUUUACGUGCUCGAUUAAUAAUAAAUCACCUCUCAACAGCUUUACACAACACCACCACCUCCUUCAAGAUCCAUCACAUCACAGAACAACAGGAUCAAUCAAAUCAAACCCUAGAUUUUCUUCAUCUUUCAAUUCUCAAAUUGUUCAAUCCUAACCGUCGAUUACAGAUAGCAGGCCAGUGAUUGUUGUAUUGACUGGAAAAAUGGCAACAGAUGAAUUGCAUAAAUCAGAAGGUGAAACCAUGGAUUCCAGCAAAUCUGUUUUUAAUUUAGGGUCGGUUGUUGGUGAUUUAACUAUUGAAGAAGAUGCAGGCAGCAAUGAUAUAUCAUUGGAAGGCCUACAACAAGAGCUUGAAGAGUGCAAAGCCGACGAGGUUGUUGCAAACAUAUUAUCAAAAGGUGUGAAAUUGCGGGAGUAUACUAAGGGAGUUGAAAACAAUUUACGCCAAGUAGAAUUGGACUCAAUACAGGAGUACAUAACAGAGAGUGAUAAUCUAGUGUCACUGCAUGAUCAAAUCCGUGAUUGUGACAUCAUUCUUUCACAAAUGGAAACUUUACUUGGUGGAUUUCAGGUUGAGAUUGGCUCUAUUAGUUCAGACAUAAAAAUUCUUCAGGAGAAAUCUUUGGAUAUGGGGCUCAAGCUCAAAAAUCGCAAGGUCGCAGAAUCAAAAUUGGCGAAAUUUGUUGAAGAAAUUAUUGUACCACCAAGGAUGAUAGACAUAAUUGUUGAUGGAGAGGUAAAUGAGGAAUACCUUAGGACUCUGGAGAUCCUGAGUAAGAAGUUGAAGUUUGUGGAAGUAGAUUCCAUGGUUAAAACGUCAAAUGCUCUAAAAGAUGUUCAGCCUGAGUUAGAAAGACUUAGACAGAAAGCAAUUUCGAAGGUAUUUGAAUUCAUGAUUCAGAAGCUUUAUGCAUUGCGGAAACCUAAAACAAAUAUCCAGAUUCUUCAGCAGAGCAUCCUGUUAAAAUACAAGUAUGCUAUUUCCUUUCUCAAAGAGCAUGGGAAGGAUGUUUAUAAUGAAGUUCGGGCAGCAUAUACUGAUACCAUGAACAAGGUCCUAAGCGCUCAUUUCCGUGCUUAUAUUCAAGCAUUAGAGAAACUACAACUAGAUAUAGCGGGACCUACAGAUCUGAUAGGUGUUGACACCAGAAGCACGAGCCUUUUUUCAAGAGGAAGAGAACCUCUGAAAAACCGGUCUGCUAUCUUUGCUCUCGGAGAUAGGAUAAGCAUUCUCAAGGAAAUUGAUGAGCCUUCGUUAAUUCCACAUAUUGCUGAAGCAAGCUCAAAAAAAUAUCCUUAUGAAGUUCUCUUCAGGAGCUUGCAUAAGCUGCUUAUGGAUACUGCCACUUCAGAAUAUGUGUUCUGUGGUGAUUUCUUUGGAGAAGAAUCUGUAUUUUACGAAAUAUUUUCAGGGCCAUUUGCUGUAAUGGAUGAGCACUUUGGUACGGUUCUUCCAAACUCCUUUGAUGCAAUUGGUAUAAUGCUUAUGAUCCGCAUCACCCAUCAACACCAGCUCAUAAUGUCUAGGCGACGGAUUCCAUGUCUUGAUUCUUAUUUAGACAAGGUGAAUAUAUCAUUAUGGCCACGUUUCAAGAUGGUAUUUGAUAUGCACAUAAACAGUUUGCGCAACGCAAAUGUAAAAACAUUGUGGGAAGAUGAUGUGCACCCGCAUUACGUCAUGAGGCGUUACGCUGAGUUUACAGCUUCGCUUAUUCAACUUAAUGUUGACUACGGGGAUGGACAGCUUGACCUGAACAUGGAAAGACUGAAAAUGGCUAUUGAUGACUUGCUAAUUAAGCUUGCCAAAAUGUUCACAAAACCGAAACUGCAGACGGUUUUUCUUAUUAAUAACUAUGACAUGACAAUUGCGGUUUUGAAGGAAGCGGGCCCAGAAGGUGGCAAAAUUCAGGCCCAUUUUGAAGACCUUCUGAAGAACUAUACUGCUGUUUAUGUGGAAGAAUUGCUGUUGGAACAUUUUGGCAAUCUGAUAAAGUUUGUAAAAACCCGUGCCUCUGAGGACCCGAAUUCCGGAUCUGACAAACCAAUCACGGUGGCUGAAGUUGAACCACUCGUGAAGGAUUUUGGAAGUAGAUGGAAAGCAGCAAUAGAAUUGAUGCACAGUGAUGUAAUCACGUCGUUCAGCAACUUCCUAUGUGGAAUGGAGAUAUUAAGAGCCGCCUUGACGCAACUUCUACUUUACUAUACAAGACUCUCCGAUUGCAUGAAGAAAAUCGAUGGUGGGUCCGCCCUUAACAAGGAUCUUGUUUCCAUAUCGUCCAUUAUGUAUGAAAUCAGAAAGUUCUCCAGGACAUUCUAGAAGAUCGUAAUAACUCGAGUUGUUUGUUUGUUCAUACAACCUUUUCUCUUUUAGAUUGUGGUUAUAAGAAAAUUGUUUCGUUGCGAUGAUUCUUAAUUUGAUUAUUAUAACAUAUGUUGUCAUUGCAAAGUUUGACCCGUAUAGAUCAUAAUAACUCGAAUUUGUUUAUUCAUACAACCUUUGCUCUUUUAGACCAUGGUU